AUGUUACUACUGACAUUCCUCACCACAACACUCUUCGUCAUUCUGUUUGCUGACGCGGCCUUUUCAGAGCCAACCUCUCCCAACGACCAGUUCAGGGCCAUUGCUUUGCAUGUUACUCGCCCGACGGAACCUCCCGUAUGCUGCCUCAAACCAUUGUCGCCUAUUGAACCUGUCGACGACGAGAUAUUGCUGUCAUUCGAGGAUUGGAAAGCUAAGCAGACCGCUAUGCAGCAGGCACAACUGAACGCUAGGGAAAGAGAGAAGGACACCACAAACCGCUCGGGGAAUGGAGUUGGCGGCGCGAACAACGGAGGAGCUGGUACGAGCGAUGGAACCGAAGGUCUCGUAUCCAAGAUGGACAGCACUCCAUCGAAUUCUGGUUCAUCGUCGACCUCGGAAGAUUCAGCUCAGAACCCGAUGACAGAACCUCUUUCUCCUCACUUUCAGGUACCGUUGACCGAUCGCUUCAAUUAUGCCAGUUUGGACUGCUCCGCCCGAGUUCACAUGGCGCAUCGUUCUGCUAAAUCUGCCUCCUCAAUUUUGUCCUCCAAACGCGACAGGUACAUGCUCAGUCCUUGCAAGUCGUCAAAGCAAGAGAAACAAUUUGUAGUGGUGGAACUUUGCGAUGAUGUCAGAAUCGAUACCGUUCAAUUGGCCAACUUUGAGUUUUUUAGUGGGGUGUUUAAAGAUUUCAAUGUCAGCGUGGCCAAGACAUGGAGCACAGGAGUGGACGGCUGGACUCUUGCUGGUUCUUACAAGGCGAAAAAUGUUCGUGGCGUACAGUCAUUUCACCCCCCGACAUUCUUACGUGACUUUUACCGCUACAUACGCAUCGACUUUUUAACUCACUACGGCAACGAAUAUUAUUGCCCAGUCUCUCUACUCCGAGUCUACGGCCUCACUCAUCUCGAGCAGUGGAAGUGGGACAUCUGGGAGGCCGAAAGCAGAGCCAAGCAAGCAGAGCUCGAGAAAGCUGCACCUCCACAUCCUGCUGCUCACCGGGAGGUAGUGGCAGAGGCCACCUUGCCAGCACACAUCACUGUAUCCGACAUAUCAACCUCUGUCAUAAGCAGCAGCGAACGCUCCGUUGACGGUGUGGCUUCCAGUCCACCCCUUGCAGCCGAUACCAAAGCCCACACCCAAAGCAACAAUCUGUUACCAUCUCACGGGGAACCGUCUUCUCGUCUUCCACCGUCCACAAUUCCCAAGACACCUAGCGCAAACAGCAUAUCACCCAGCAUCACGGACACUCAAAAUGAACCGUUCACUUCUGCAUCCAAUCACGAUCACCAGCCUUCCCAUAUACCGCACGACAUUUACCCGCAAUAUAGUGACGCAUUUGUACCAUCACCAUCAGCUUCAUCUAAGGACACUUCGAAGUCAUCGUCCAUAAUUUUUGACCAAUCAAAAUCUCCCUCCGUAUCAUCGACAACAGCUCCAAUACCAAAUAACCAUAUUGUCAACCCCGACGUUCAACCACCGCCGAACAUCAAGAACCCCGCCCCUUCACCACACCAAGGAACAGGAAAUGGCAACCCCUCCAGUAUCACCCCCGGUUCGCCCACCACAAUCAUUGUUCCCCCACCUCCACAUCCCACGGUCGCAGCUGGAGGCGGGGGUGAGUCAAUCUACCGCACCAUCAUGAACAGGUUAACUGCGCUCGAAGCUAAUCAUACUCUCUAUACGCGGUAUAUUGAACAGCAAAAUAGUGCUAUUAGGGACGUGAUCAAAAGACUUAGCGAAGAUGUGGGACGUUUGGAGGGGAAUGGACGAGCCCAGGCGCUGAUGUAUCAGCGCAGUAUCCAGAACUCGGAACGGCAAGGGAGACAAUUACAGAUGGAUUAUGGGCAGCUCAUGGCCCAAAUUGAACAUCUUUCCGAGGAGAUUAUUCUCGAAAAGCGCCUUGGCGUAGCCCAACUUUGUCUCUUGCUGGCAGUCCUCAUAUUCAUGGGUCUUACCCGUGGCUCACGUGGAGAACCUCCUUUUAUGGAGGCCGCUGCCCCUGCGAGAAUUAACAAAUCUAUGCGGGAGUGGGGUAGAAGACACCUCAGCUUUAGUGGUGACUGGACGAAUCGAUUCAAGCGCAAGAACAGCGGUGUAGAUGCCAGUCGAAGCAGAAGUCCCCCCAGGCUAGUCAGACCACAUCCUCAAACAGCGAAAUCACAUCCUCCUGCGUCCUUGAAGUCGCCUCUCCCCGCCGAUGUGCGCAGCCGAACUAAGCCCACACCCUCCACAGCGCCUCUGGCACGCUCCCGCACGCCAUCUUUCAGAACAGCGACUGCCCGUCUCCGUCAUCCUGCCACCCCCACACGAGCCGUCCAAUCGGCCAUCCAGCGCUCGAACUCACAUGGUGCUGGUUCACUAUGGACAGGGAACGUACCCAAGAGCGCGAAGAAGUGGGCGAGGACGGCGCAUUUACAUGAGGUCAGGUCUGCGGGCCGGGUGAGGGAGAGGGUGCUCUCAGCCGGGGGGAGGGAGAACAGGGAGAAUGAGGACGUUUUCCUAUCUCCACCGCCCCCACACCUCCCUGCAGUGCCGACUGGUCCGAUACUGUUGAGGAGUCGGAUGUGGGGCAAAGGGAAGGAAAUGGAUAAGGGGGGAGUGGUGCCAACUUCGUUGGACUUGGACGACAUACUAGACCAGGACGGCGAUUCGUGGGUGGAUACAGAUAGUGUGGAUGAUGGACUUGAAAUGGAUCAGACAAUCCAGGUGCCAAACUUGACAUGA
Messenger RNA from Laccaria bicolor S238N-H82, 2727 nucleotides. RefSeq lists its product as uncharacterized. Bases 1 to 2727 code for a protein of 908 amino acids. Gene Ontology annotation, biological process: protein folding in endoplasmic reticulum. The transcript has 5 exons. NCBI's taxonomy places the organism in Eukaryota, Fungi, Basidiomycota, Agaricomycetes, Agaricales, Hydnangiaceae. Gene Ontology annotation, cellular component: cytoplasm; membrane. The record is from RefSeq and is a predicted model, not a curated record.